GGUCCCCACACCAGUUUGCUCUGUGCUUGCCGCCGUGAGCCGUGCAGCGGAAUCGCGUUUAAUCCUCGUCUAGGCAGCGUCGAAGGCUGUGGAAACGUGUUAAAUGCGGUCAGCGAAGCCUGAGGAGCAAAAAUGCCUGGUUGUUGCGUACCUCUGUGCACUAACCACUGCAGGAAGGGCGUGCGAAUGUUUCGCUUCCCAACCAGCCCGAGCCGAAGAAAACGCUGGCUCGCGCAAGUGAAGCGAGACUGCUGGGCGCCCACCACCACUUCACGUGUUUGCUAUGCUCAUUUCGAAGAUUCAAGCUUCGAACAGAAAAGGCAAGAUGGCUUGAAGAAAUUGAGGCCAGAUGCCGUUCCAACAGUUUUUGCUUUUCGAGGUAAGUACGAAGUGAAGAUUACGCUACGUUUUGUAUAAGACUCGUUGAAUAAUGCGACAUUGGAUAGGAUGUAUCUCCCUUGUCUAUAUUUGUUUUUAUUGUUUUCAAUUGUGCUGUUAUUUGACACACGAUGGCCUUAAACAUGCGAGUUUGCUUCUGAUGGAGUCA
Dermacentor silvarum is the source of this 547-nucleotide messenger RNA. RefSeq names its product peroxynitrite isomerase THAP4-like. NCBI's taxonomy places the organism in Eukaryota, Metazoa, Arthropoda, Arachnida, Ixodida, Ixodidae. The record is from RefSeq and is a predicted model, not a curated record. Bases 133 to 417 code for a protein of 94 amino acids. The transcript is spliced from 2 exons.